Messenger RNA from Scylla paramamosain (green mud crab), 1835 nucleotides. It is a transcript of the gene Blos2, whose product is annotated as biogenesis of lysosome-related organelles complex 1 subunit 2-like. The record is from RefSeq and is a predicted model, not a curated record. Gene Ontology annotation, cellular component: BORC complex; BLOC-1 complex; gamma-tubulin complex. The transcript is spliced from 3 exons. Lineage: Eukaryota; Metazoa; Arthropoda; Malacostraca; Decapoda; Portunidae. The coding region runs from base 184 to 690 and encodes 168 amino acids. Gene Ontology annotation, biological process: lysosome localization; endosomal transport. Gene Ontology annotation, molecular function: gamma-tubulin binding.
UCUCUACUUUGGCUGAUCCAAUUUUCUGUGUCGGAACAUAAACAGUCAACAAGACAAGAGAACCAAGAGGAACAUCCCCGUCAGGCGUCAGUGUUGGGGGCAGGACGUGAAACUCGAGGCCUGCGGGGCAACAUAACUCUUUCCCAAAUCCAAGGUCUGUGAAACUUCUAUAACCCUAAGACAAUGGAGACCAAUCAGAAGGAGUCAGAAGGCAGGGAGUCUGCUGCCAACAACCAGCCCCCAGAUGCCUUACCCAGGAACCUUCUGGAUGAGGAGGAAAGACUCAGUAGCUUUGGCUCUCCCAAGCACGGCCCAACACUGUCCACGAGCACCAGCAGCUUUGAGGCACUUGACCCACACGACCCAAACCUGAGUCACCUCGCUUCACUCAUGUUCUCCCACACUUCAAAUUACCUUCAGGGGGAGUUGUCUGCUGUGCUGGAAGAUUACACUCUACUAGAGCAGAUGAACCGUGCAACUAUCACCAAGUAUUCUGACAUGCGACAGAUUGGUGGAAGUGUCAGCCGGGCACUAAAGGAUCUGAAUGAGAAGUAUUUGGCACUUCAGCCUUACCUGGAGCAGAUUGACCAGAUUGAGGACAGUGUUACUAAAUUGGAAGCAGCAGCCUACAAACUUGAUGCUUAUUCUAAAAGACUUGAAGCAAGGUUUAAAUCCUUGGAAAAAAAGUAAAGUUCCUUUCUGUGUAUAAUUUUACAUCAGAGAUUAUUAUAAUUCUAUCAAACUUUUUUCUUUGAGACAUCCAUGUUUAUCUUUAAACAUUGUUGACUUGUGAUGUGCCUAAGGCAAAAAUUUGAUAUAUAGAAGUGGAUGCACUUAUCCAGUAUUCUAAUGAUGUAUAUAACAUUAACACAAGUGAGUGGAUGCAUCAGACAGUGGUAGAGGGUGCUUUCCCUGGUUCCUUCCCACAACCACAGCAAGAUCCAUAAUCUCUCACCUGAACAUCACCUGCUCACACCUUCCCUCUGCCAAUGGACAAUCCAGAGCAUAUGAUUGAGAAGGGGAGACCAGUUGUCAUCCAUAGAUCUUGCCUUGAAUCUCACUUGCCUGUGGAGAAAGAUCUGUGUAUAAGUUACCAAAGUAUAUACCAUGUUUUCAACUGAAUGUUCCAUUACUUCAAACAUUAUAUGUUAAACAAGCAACUUGACUGUGGGGAAUGAUGAGGUGACCCUGUCCCUGAGGAUAAUGAAGGAAUAACAUGCAGCAUCCCUAUUACCUCAUUAGCUAUAGAUCUGACCUUGUUCUUCCCUUCUUCAGUGGCAUCAUCAUAAUGUCUAAAUGAAAUGGGUUCACAGGGUGGCUUUAAAGACAGUGACUCUUCUGGAAUAAUGUAGUACCUGAUUCUCUCUCUCUCUCUCUCUCUCUCUCUCUCUCUCUCUCUCUCUCUCUCUCUCUCUCUCUCUCUCUCUCUCUCUCUCUCUCUCUCUCUCUCUCUCUCUCUCUCUCUCUCUCUCUCUCUCUCUCUCUCUCUCUCUCUCUCUCUCUCUCUCUCUCUCUCUCUCUCUCUCAUUCCCAUCCUUUGCUGCUACCAUUAUCUCAUGCAUUUACUGGCAGUAAUGUGAUAACAAUCCCUCGUGGCAUGUCUCAUCACAAAAACUCAUUGCUCUCACCUUUAUAUUUAUAUUGGUAGUGACCUGGGAGAUGGAAGAUUCUGAUAAGAAAGAAUGGUGUCGAGUGUAUGGUUGUGAAUGUAUAAGCAAGCAUGUAAAGGGUUUUGAAAAAUUGUGUGACUGGAAAAGGCAAAGAGUAGGCAGAGUGUAAUGUUGAGAUUAGUAAGUAUAACAUUGUCAAAAAAUAUUAAUAUUGUAAGUAUACAC